Messenger RNA from Oppiella nova, 588 nucleotides. NCBI's taxonomy places the organism in Eukaryota, Metazoa, Arthropoda, Arachnida, Sarcoptiformes, Oppiidae. The record is from the annotation of a GenBank genome assembly.
AUGACUCCAUCUUUGAGUUUAUUUGGAUUGACGACCAAAAAGUGGAAUUUCGACGAAUUGUUUGCAAACAUGAAAGAACUUCUCAAUUGUUUUGGCAAUUCAUCAAUCAUUGGCACGAAUGAAGGUAUAACUCAUUCAAUGAGCACUUCUUCGAGCACUUCAAACACUCCAUCCACGGCUUCCACCACUUCUUCCACUACUUCCUCGACUUUUACCACUAUUUCUACCACUUCUGUCACUACUAUUAUUUCGGUCACUACUUCUAAAGCACUUCCCAACCCAAAUGACACGUACUAUGAAAUAGAAAUACCUGUAAACGACACGACUAUAGGGGUGACAACACCGCCGGAAGAAUCCAAAGGGACAACACUAUCAGAGGUUGUAUUAAUUGAAAACUCUAGUAACCCUCAGAAUACGACACUAAAAGAUAUGCUCCACAAACUCAAUCAGAAGCCCAAAGAUCCUAAAGAGUUGACGCCUUUCUAUGUGUUCGCUAUUAUACUGAUAUUUAUCGAAAACGAUGACAAGAAUCGUGUAUUUGAACUCAAGAUCAGAAGACUUGAAAUCCGCAGAAAUUCCGUUAAAUAA